Messenger RNA from Protopolystoma xenopodis, 345 nucleotides. Lineage: Eukaryota; Metazoa; Platyhelminthes; Monogenea; Polystomatidea; Polystomatidae. The record is from the annotation of a GenBank genome assembly.
AUGUCGCGCUAUCAUGGUCUUCAUACCUUCGAUUUACUUGUAUUUUCUGCCAGAAACUUUUCGUUGCUUUCAUUUGGCGAAGAAGCCGAGGUAGAGGAGGAAGUGGCUGCUGCAGUUUCAGAGCGAUUCAAAGGUAAGGGCAAGAGUGCGCACGACUUGCUUUCGGACCCACGUCUUAGUUCUCAACCAGUGGUUAUCACUGAAGAAGAUGAAGAAUUUGCCAGACAUGAGGAUGCUCGUCUACAGAUAGAGGCGGAUAAAAGGGCCCGUUCUAGGCUGGUUGCAUCCUUGCCUGGCGAUGAAGAGUCUCGGGCCGCAAAACGGAAAGAGAUGUAUGCACCUUAA